Messenger RNA from Cokeromyces recurvatus, 1315 nucleotides. Its product is annotated as SGNH hydrolase-type esterase domain-containing protein. The transcript has 7 exons. Gene Ontology annotation, biological process: phospholipid metabolic process. Bases 24 to 1151 code for a protein of 375 amino acids. The record is from RefSeq and is a predicted model, not a curated record. Gene Ontology annotation, molecular function: glycerophospholipase activity. Lineage: Eukaryota; Fungi; Mucoromycota; Mucoromycetes; Mucorales; Mucoraceae.
GAAAAAAAAAUAGAAUAAUAAUAAUGUAUAAAGUCACUUCAUUACUUGUAUUAGCACUUGGUGCUUUUACAACUACUGUCAUGAGCUUAAAUGUCACUAAUAUUAAGGACUGUCCUGCUCUUACGCCGCGUACAUCACCCACAAGUGUACAUGAUCUUCGUCCCGAUGAUAUUAAAGUGGUCGGUGCGCUUGGAGACAGUAUUACUGCUGGUUAUGGUAUAAUGGGUUAUAAUUAUUCACUUCCUCCUUUAAUUGCUACCCUUGAAUCUUAUUAUGAAUAUAGAGGUCUUAGUUACAGCAUUGGUGGCGAUGAAAAUGCUCUUACUAUUCCCAAUUAUGUCAAACAUUAUCAGCCUAAUGUGACUGGUUAUUCAACUGAUAGACAUAUUGUCGAAUAUUGUAAUGCUUUUGAGUGCGUUGGUAUUUAUCAACCUCAUGAUGAUCAACUUAAUGCUGCUCAGAGUGGUGCUAUUGCUAUGAAUUUAGAACAUGAAUUAAAUUAUUUAAUUGCACGCUUACGAACAAUGAAGGGUAUUAACUUUCAAAAUGAUUGGAAAAUGAUUAAUAUUCAGAUUGGUAGCAAUGAUAUGUGUGGUGCCUGUAAUAGUUCCUAUAUGGAUGAAGUAACACCUGAAAAAUAUGGAAACUAUGUGGCAAGUGCUAUUGAGACCAUCCAAGCUAAAAUUCCUAAUGUAUUAGUCAACUUGAUCGGUACCUUUAAUGUAUCUGAAGUAUUUCCUCUUACUGCUGGACAAUCUUAUUGCCAGAGAAGAGGUCAAAAUUCUUCUACAGAAGGCAAUAUUCAUUCAUGCUCAUGUGGUGGAACUCCUGAAGGUUUAGAAUUAAUGAGCAAUCUCUCAAAAGCUUACAAUGAAAAACUUUAUAAUAUUUAUGAGAAAUACCAACAAAAUAAGAUGGAUAAUUUCACAGUAGUUUAUCAACAAAGUAACAUUAAUAUUUCCGGUUUUCCUAUUAACUUUUUCAGUGAUCUCGACUGUUUCCAUCCUAGUUUAAUGGGGCAUCAAUGGGUUUCCAAGAUUAUUUGGAACCAAUUAUUUACAAAGCAAGAUAUGAAGCCUCGUAUCUUUAAUUUUAAUGUGAAUGAGACCAUCUAUUGUCCUAUCGACUCGGAUAGAAUCGCUACAAACUAACUUUAAUAAUAUAACACAUAUUAAUCUAUGUAAAACAAGAUCGAACGCAUUGUUACAUUUAACACAAAAUAAAAUGUAGAUAAACCUAUUAGAACCACUGCAUUCGUUAAACAUGAAAUGUAUAUAUUAAUAAACUAUGCACGUUUUUUUAGCUCGAUCACUUU